This is a messenger RNA of Aspergillus nidulans FGSC A4, 994 nucleotides long. RefSeq names its product Hsp20/alpha crystallin family protein. The transcript has a single exon. The coding region runs from base 199 to 753 and encodes 184 amino acids. The record is from RefSeq and is a predicted model, not a curated record. Lineage: Eukaryota; Fungi; Ascomycota; Eurotiomycetes; Eurotiales; Aspergillaceae.
CUGAGUACUAUCGAGAACCCACAACCUCAACUUCAAACAUACCUUCUUGGGAACCACUACAGGGCAUAUAAGCCGUCAAACGCUCUUCCCAUCCCCCGUAUCAAUUCACCAAGCUUCAAGCAGUAUCACCAACAACUACUACUCAAUCCUUCAACUCAAGCUAUCUUCUGAGAAUAUCUCGUCAGAACAAAUUACAAAAUGUCCCUGUUCACGACUACUCCUAGUGUCAGCAGCUUCGCCCCCCUCUUCAACCUGCUGGACGAUUACGACAACCACUUGGCCUCCAGAAACUGGGGGCACCACACCUCCGUGCGAUCGUUCUCUCCCCGCUUUGAUGUACGGGAAACUAGUGACACCUACCACCUUGACGGUGAGGUCCCGGGUGUCGCGCAAAAAGACAUCGACAUCGAGUUCACCGACCCGCAGACUUUAGUCAUCAAGGGUCGCGUUGAGCGCCAGUACCACUCUGGCAACACCGACGACACUGGAAAGCAACGUCAGGUUGAAGAUGAAAACGAAAGCUCAAGCAAUGAGGUCGCUAAGACCAGCGAAAAGCAAAUGACCAAAUCCGCGUCAAGUGAAAAGCCACGCUACUGGGUGAGCGAGCGCUCUGUCGGCGAGUUUCAGCGGACCUUCAGCUUCCCGUCUCGCGUUGACCAGGACCGCGUGCGCGCGAGUCUAAGGGAUGGCAUUCUCUCUGUUGUUGUGCCGAAGGAGGCACCUCCCAACGCGAAAAAGAUUACCAUUCAAUGAUUACCAUUCAAUGAGGUUUGAAUCAGGCAUCGAUGCCGAUUGAGCACUUUCAUUCCGAUCCAGCUAAUGAGUGACACGAUUUGUUCUGUUUUAAUAGGCGAGGCUUUUGGUAUGGGCGUUCGCGGACAUUUAUAGUAACUGAAUAUUUUUUUUUUUCCUGUUACUGUCUUCCUAUAGUUCCGUACAGUGCUGAAGGCAAUACAAUCUAAUCUAAUUGUCUAAUAUACAUAUUUUCCAUUGA